GCGCAGUGCUCCUGACCGCAGGUUAGCGACGCGUGGAGACUGAACGCGGCGUGCGAAUCUCAGUUGCGCAAGGCUCCGGUGGCUGCGGGGGUGCUCGGGCUCGCGGGGCCAUGUCGUGGCUCUUCGGCAUCAACAAGGGCCCCAAGGGUGAGGGCGCGGGUUCGGCGCUGCCUCUGCCGCCCACGCAGCCCGGGCCCGAGGGUGGCGGGGACCGCGGUGCAGGGGACCGCCCGGGACCCAAGGACAAAUGGAGCAACUUCGACCCGACGGGCCUGGAGCGCGCGGCCAAGGCGGCGCGCGAGCUGGAGCACUCGCGCCAUGCCAAGGAGGCGCUGAGUCUGGCGCAGAUGCAGGAGCAGACGCUGCAGCUGGAGCAGCAGUCCAAGCUGAAGGAGUAUGAAGCCGCUGUGGAGCAGCUGAAGAAUGAGCAGAUCCGUGUGCAAGCUGAGGAGAGGAGGAAGACACUGAGCGAGGAGACACGGCAGCACCAGGCUAGGGCCCAAUACCAGGACAAGUUGGCCCGGCAGCGCUAUGAGGACCAGCUGAGGCAGCAGCAACUUCUCAACGAGGAGAACUUGAGGAAGCAGGAGGAAUCUGUGCAGAAGCAGGAGGCAAUCCGACGAGCCACGGUGGAGCGGGAGAUGGAGCUGCGGCACAAGAAUGAGAUGCUGCGGGUGGAGGCUGAGGCUCGUGCCCGGGCCAAGGCUGAUCGGGAGAAUGCGGACCUCAUCCGUGAGCAAAUCCGCCUGAAGGCAGCCGAGCACCGCCAGACCAUUCUGGAAUCCAUCAGGACAGCAGGCACACUGUUUGGUGAGGGAUUUCGUGCCUUUGUGACUGAUUGGGACAAAGUGACAGCCACGGUGGCUGGGUUGACAUUGUUGGCUCUUGGGGUCUACUCUGCCAAGAAUGCUACGGCUGUGGCUGGCCGGUACAUUGAGGCCCGGUUAGGAAAGCCAUCCUUGGUGAGGGAGACCUCCCGCAUCACCGUGCUGGAGGCGCUGAAACACCCCGUGCAGGUCAGCAGGCGGCUUCUCAGCAAGCCCCAGGAUGCAUUGGAAGGCGUUGUCCUCAGCCCCAAGCUGGAGGAACGGGUGAGAGACAUUGCAAUAGCGACAAGGAACACAAAGAAGAAUGGGAGUCUGUACCGGAACAUUCUGAUGUAUGGGCCCCCGGGUACUGGGAAGACACUGUUUGCCAAGAAACUGGCCCUGCACUCGGGCAUGGACUACGCCAUCAUGACGGGGGGCGAUGUGGCACCCCUGGGCCGGGAGGGCGUGACCGCCAUGCACAAGGUCUUCGACUGGGCCAACACCAGCCGGCGAGGCCUCCUGCUCUUUGUGGACGAGGCAGAUGCCUUUCUCAGGAAGCGGGCAACUGAGAAGAUCAGCGAGGACCUGAGGGCCACCCUGAACGCGUUCCUGCACAGGACUGGUCAGCACAGCAGCAAGUUCAUGCUGGUCCUGGCUAGCAAUCAGCCCGAGCAGUUUGACUGGGCCAUCAAUGACCGCAUCGACGAGAUGGUUAACUUUACCCUGCCGCGGCGUGAGGAGCGGGAGCGCCUGGUGAGGCUGUACUUCGACAAGCACAUCCUCAAGCCGGCCACGGAGGGGAAGCAGCGCCUGAAGCUGGCCCAGUUUGACUACAGCAAGAAGUGCUCAGAGAUCGCCCAGCUGACGGAAGGCAUGUCGGGCCGGGAGAUUGCCCAGCUGGCUGUGGCCUGGCAGGCCAUGGCGUAUGCGUCGGAGGACGGGGUCCUCACCGAGGCCAUGGUGGACGCGCGCGUCAAGGACGCCAUCCAGCAGCACCAGCAGAAGAUGCAGUGGCUGCGGACAGACAGCUCCGCGGACGGCGCGCCCCGGCUCCCCUGAAACCCGUGCGGGCGGCUGGCGGGUGGACAUUAUCACGCUGAUGUAGUACGGAAAGAGCACUGAGCUCACGGCCCUCCAGACAUUUUUAACCUUCCUUCGUCAGACCCGGGCCCCAUUAAAGGACUCUGGGUGCAGGAUCAGUCACUGGUGUGGCGUCUCUGUGGGAUCCCCAGAACAGAGUGCCAGGCCUGGGCCAGGUUCUCCUUCUUGCCUGGGGUGCUUGUCCAGGCAGGCUUCCCAUUGUCUUGGGAGGUGUGAGUCUCCAAGCCAGGACCCUCUGUCCCACCCACAACAGCCUUGUGGGGCGGGGGCGUGCUGUUAGGCCACCAAGGCUGCACCCUGCAGAGAGUCUGGCGGGCUGGCUGUCUGUGGCGGGGCUCCCUAAGGAUCGGCCUGCUUGGUGUCCCAUAGGACCAGACCAGGGGCCCCGUUUGGGCCUUGGUCCAACGGCCUAGCCCCUGCAGCAGUGACAGUGGCUCCUGGUGCUACGAGCCAUGUGGUAACCGCGGGCUCAUUUGGUGCUGGUGCUGCCCCAGCAGGCUUGGAGUGGCCAUGGCCUGGAAGCUGUCAGCCACCAGGUGGGGCAGCGGAGCCCAUCCUCCCACAAUGGGAGCUGUGGUCUCUCCCUCCAGAAUCUAAUAAAAACUCUGAAUCAAGGCCUCAGCUUCUGCAUCAAUAGCUAACACAAGGGGGAGUGGGAUUUGGGGGCCUUCUGCCCACAGACUCUGCAGCCCCACGGGGUCAGAGGUGAAAGAAGAGGCAGAGGCUAGAACUUUCUGGAUAAUUUACUGACUGCUGCUGGGGUGGACAUCACAGUGAGGUGCCCCCCAGGGGCCCUGGGCAGGGUGGCUGCUCGUGCAAUAGGUGGGCUCGGGCCUUAUUGCUGCUGGGCCAGGAGUGGCCCAGCUUGAGGCCCUUGGCUCCUGAGCUCGAGGACACACACAUGCCCCAUGCACAUGCUCCUGUGUGCAGACAACGUGGGCACUGGGCACUCCGGACCCUCCCCUGUGGAGUUCCCUCUGGGAAGCCACUCCCAGCAUGGCGGACAGCUGGGCCCAGCCUCAAUCCCCUCCACCAAGACUGGCUGUAUCUCACAGACAGACACACAGACCCGGGGUGGACACACUGACACGAUGCACAGGAAACACACAGAUACAGAUACAGGCCGGUUUUAUAUAACAAACAUGAUCCCAGACCAGGUGCAGACAGGACCCCAGGCAGGUAGCCCUGACCAUCAGACCAGGUGACCAGCU
Messenger RNA from Loxodonta africana (African savanna elephant), 3121 nucleotides. Its product is annotated as ATPase family AAA domain-containing protein 3. Gene Ontology annotation, cellular component: mitochondrion. Gene Ontology annotation, molecular function: ATP binding; zinc ion binding; ATP hydrolysis activity. The transcript is spliced from 16 exons. Lineage: Eukaryota; Metazoa; Chordata; Mammalia; Proboscidea; Elephantidae. The coding region runs from base 111 to 1868 and encodes 585 amino acids. Gene Ontology annotation, biological process: mitochondrion organization. The record is from RefSeq and is a predicted model, not a curated record.